Oryza brachyantha (malo sina) is the source of this 1559-nucleotide messenger RNA. Its product is annotated as plant cysteine oxidase 2-like. The transcript is spliced from 5 exons. Gene Ontology annotation, molecular function: oxidoreductase activity, acting on single donors with incorporation of molecular oxygen, incorporation of two atoms of oxygen. Bases 211 to 1080 code for a protein of 289 amino acids. The record is from RefSeq and is a predicted model, not a curated record. NCBI's taxonomy places the organism in Eukaryota, Viridiplantae, Streptophyta, Magnoliopsida, Poales, Poaceae.
GUCCAUGGAUUUGCUGCUGCGCCCCCGCCUUGCCCCUAGUUUUCGAGCACCAGUAUAUCUCGCAGCUUCCUCCUCCUCCUCCUCCGCUUCUGCUCUCGUCGUCGAGACUGUUUCUUGCUGCCGCCGCUGCUGCUGCUGUUGAUUCUUUCUUGGGUGGUUCGGGUGAGCCAAGGAAGGAAAGGUCGGAUCUUAGUGUGGUGGUGCCCGGCGAUGAAGGUGGGGAGGGGGUCGUCGAGGGGAGGUGCGGAGGAUGACGCCGCUGCUGGGAGCGGCGGGAUGGAGGCGGCGCCGCCGGUGAAGAGGAGGCGGGUGGCGGGGGCGCCGGCGGCGGGGGCAGGCGGGAGCAGGCGCGUGCAGGCGGAGGCGUCGCCGCUGCAGCGGCUCUUCCAGGCUUGCCGCGCCGUCUUCAGGGGCCCCGGCACCGUCCCGGCGCCCGCCGAGGUCGACCUGCUCUGCUCCAUGCUCGACAAAAUGAAACCAGAAGAUGUUGGCCUUAGCGCGGAACAAGAAUUCUUCACGACUAGAGAAGAAGACGAUGGAAUCCCGCUCAUUAAAAAUACAACAUUGUAUGAAUGCGAGAACUUUACGAUGGUUAUCUUCUUUUUACCACAAAACGCGGUCAUCCCUCUCCACGAUCACCCUGGAAUGACAGUGUUCAGUAAACUACUUAUCGGAUCGCUGCAUAUAAGGUCAUACGAUUGGGUUGAUCCUGAGCCCGCGCCAAGCUGUUGUAAUCACUUGAGAUUGGCAAAGCGAGUGGUGAAUGGUGUUUUUACGGCGCCUUGUGAUACAUCAGUCCUGUACCCGACAACGGGAGGGAACAUGCACCGGUUUCGAGCUAGGGCGCCUUGUGCAAUUCUCGACAUUCUUGGCCCCCCUUACUCCAUGGAAGAUGACCGGGACUGCACCUAUUACAGCGCUGUUCCUUACUCGCGUCAUUCGACGAAAAAUGACGCGACGGAGCAGCACGCCGGAGUCGACCAAGAAGGCCACCGUCUGUCAUGGCUGAAGGAAACCAUUCCACGGGAGCUGAGGAUGCGCAGGAUCCGGUACGGUGGCCCGCCGAUCUCCGAUGAGUGAUCGCCGGCCCGGCCUGAUCCGAAGAACAUUCAUGACCUGAUGGACAUGGACAGCCAAACCCAUGCAGCUGAAUCUGUCGAUGUCUAACCUUGUAGACAGCGGAUAACCAUAGAUGCAAUCAUGCAGAGCUGAGCUUUCAGGUCUCGCAUGCCUGAUGCUGUCUUUCAGUCUCAGUGGUGCCCUUUUUUUUUUCUUCUUGAUCUUGAUCAUUGUUCAGUGCAUGUAUGUAGUUCUUCAUCCAUAGACUCCAAUAUUUCAGUUAUGUUGGGUCACUUUUUGUUUUGCAAAUUAAGAAUCGAUCUAUUGGGGCUAAAUGUAAGGUUGUAAAGUUAGCAAGGUUCUCUGGGUAAUACUCCUUCAGGUUUAUACGAGUGGUGAAUCUGACACCAUUCAAUCAUACACUUAAAUUCUAACAUUAUUCAUCCUCUCUUCAAACCAAACCUACAAGACGAAAGAUCUUGCAGCUCUUGGCCAUGAUC